This is a messenger RNA of Anolis carolinensis (green anole), 5794 nucleotides long. It is a transcript of the gene col8a2, whose product is annotated as collagen type VIII alpha 2 chain. The record is from RefSeq and is a predicted model, not a curated record. Lineage: Eukaryota; Metazoa; Chordata; Lepidosauria; Squamata; Anolidae. Gene Ontology annotation, molecular function: protein binding. The transcript has 7 exons. The coding region runs from base 1111 to 3195 and encodes 694 amino acids.
AAUUUUAUUGGUAUCUAUUUUCAUUUCUGAAAUUUCCCACCCUCAGCUUAUACUGGAGUCAAUGAUUUCCCAGUUUUUUUGUGGUAAAAUUAGGUGCCUCGGCUUAUAUUUGGGUCGGCUUAUACUCGAGUAUAUACGGUAUAUAAAAAGGAGCUUCUUUGUUGGAGACUUUUGCAGCUGAGUCACAAUCAGCCCUAAUUUGGGGAGAGAUGCGUGGCACCUGUUUUGAGACCCUUUCAUGUCACACAAUUGUAGAACUGUGAUGUAACUUCCAACAUUUUACAGAUGAAAAUACCAACUGACAUCGAAGUGUGGCCAAGAGGACAACAGUUACAAACAAAUGAGUCUCCAGUAAUUUCCAGCAUGCCAUAGAACUACAUUGGAGGACAUAGCAAAUUCCUAAAGAGACCAUUUCCUCCGAGAAGUGGUGAGAUGAACCCUAAGAAGGACAGAUGGGCGAACCGCACUCGGAACUACCUGUCAGUGCGAUAUUUCAUUGAAUUCACGCACACAACGAGCAAGUUGGCGAUGGCGGAGACGAACGAGCCGGGCCUACCGGAGGCAGAAAAAGGAUCAAGGUGAUGAUGGGAAUAUCCGGGACGCUCCACUUCUGUUCGAGCUCUGCAUCCAAGAAACCCAGAUGAAAAAAGCCCAACACAUUUGGAAAGCGUUCAGGAAACCAACGCCGUCCAAAUGUGAUCUAUCUUUGUUACAUGAACCCCACUUCUCUGCGCGGUGCUUCUCCUGGGAACUGCACCGGACGGGGAGCUGCCUGCCUGCCGUCGCCUUGGAAGCCCCUUGGAGUAGCAGUCCCUUUGCAAUCCUAAGAAACCAGGAGAGGCUGAGGUCUCUUCCCACCACACAGUUGGCGUUCUCCAUCCGUCCUCAGAACGUGGCCCUCGUCCCUGGCGAUUGACAGGCGGACCGACAGAGGUGGGACCUCUCGCGGCUUCGAGGAAGGACCAUGACUCUGAUCUUGGCCUCCUGCUCUUUAGCACAACGACAAAGAGGACAUUAGAGAUGCUGUGAACCUGGACUUCAGGCCUCUGCAAAACAUCUGCACAUGGUCUCGCCAUACCAAGACUGCAGAGAGACUACUGAGAAGCCACGAUGCUCCACGAAGUGACCCUGUGGCUGCUGCUCGUGGCGCUCGGCAUCUCCGCGGUGGCGGGGGGAGGCGCCGGAGGAGGGUACCCGCAGAUCAAGUACAUGCAGCCCGUGGUGAAAGGACCCCUCGGACCUCCGUUUCGGGAAGGCAAAGGGCAGUACAUAGAUAUGCCACCACUGCUACCAAUGGACCUCAAAGGAGAACCCGGCCCUCCUGGAAAGCCUGGCCCAAGAGGACCGCCCGGCCCACCUGGAUAUCCUGGGAAGCCAGGAAUUGGAAAACCAGGGCUUCAUGGUCAACCAGGACCUGCUGGUCCACCUGGCUUUUCUGGCAUCGGCAAACCGGGCAUCCCAGGGCUUCCUGGCAAGGCAGGGAUGAAAGGAAUGCCUGGGGUGAACGGUGAGCCUGGCAUGAGAGGCGACCAAGGGCCGAGAGGCCUCCCUGGCCCACCAGGGCUGCCUGGGCCAGCUGGCAUCUCUGUUAAUGGCAAACCAGGAACAGCUGGUAGCCCAGGACUACCAGGAUUUCGGGGGGAACCAGGUGCAAAAGGAGAGCCUGGUCCUCGUGGUGAGCGUGGUAUGAAGGGUGAAAAUGGGAUUGGCAAGCCAGGGCUGAUAGGACCACGAGGGAAUGCUGGGCCGCCUGGGCCUGCAGGACCUGCAGGGCCUAUAAGCAUUGGGAAACCUGGUCUCGAUGGCUUGCCUGGUGCUCCAGGUGACAAGGGUGACACAGGUCUCCCAGGUGAGCCAGGGAUCAGUGGGCAGCCUGGACCAGUGGGCCCACGGGGUCCGCCAGGUGUGGACGGAAUUGGUGUGCCGGGGGUGUCUGGUGUGCCGGGCCUGCAAGGCCCCUUGGGCCCCAAGGGUGAACCAGGUCUGCGGGGUCUCCCAGGAAUGCCCGGCCCUACAGGUUACGGAAAGCCUGGUCUGCCUGGCUUGAAAGGAGACCGUGGACAACCAGGCGUCCCAGGACUCAUUGGGGAUAAGGGAGAGCCAGGAAUGGAUGGAGAACUAGGUGAUAUGGGUCCUCCUGGUAUCCCUGGGGCUCCAGGCCCUCCCGGUUCCAUGGGUAUGCCAGGAAAACAUGGAAAUCCAGGUAUUAAAGGAGAAGCCGGGCCAAGUGGGCCUCCUGGACUACCAGGCAUGCGUGGGGAUCAAGGGCCCAGUGGUUUUGUGGGAAAGCCAGGGAUUCCUGGGGAGAGAGGCUUGCCAGGGUCCCAAGGGUUGCAAGGCCCAACGGGCCCCAAGGGAGAAGCUGGUUUCAUGGGGCUCCCAGGGGUGCCAGGACUGACAGGGCCCUCGGGGGCCAAGGGGGACUCUGGUAUCCCGGGGCAGCCAGGUCUCCGAGGCUCAUCGGGGAUACCAGGGUUGCAAGGCCCUUCUGGCCCAAUGGGGCCUCAAGGUUUACCAGGACUGAAAGGUGAGCCUGGCUUCCCAGGAGCCCCCGGAAUUGGCAAAGUAGGGGAACCAGGCAUUAUAGGCCCCAUUGGGCCACAAGGGGUUCCCGGCAAUCCUGGAUUAAACGGGCGGCCAGGACCCCCGGGGCCUCCAGGCCCACCGGGUGCCCCAGGGGUGUUUGACGAGACAGGCAUCGCCGGCCUCCACCUGCCCGAUGGCGGCGUAGAGGGGGCAGUCCUGGGGAACGGCAAGCCCGGGAAGCCCCAGUUUGGCCGAGGAGAACUGUCUGCCCAGAUGUUACCUGCCUUCACCGCUAUCUUGACCUCGCCAUUCCCGGCUUCAGGAAUGCCAGUCAAAUUCGACAGGACUUUGUACAACGGGCAGAACGGCUACAAUCCAGUGACGGGGAUCUUUACCUGUCCCAUCUCUGGCAUUUAUUACUUUGCUUACCAUGUCCAUGUUAAAGGAACUAAUGUCUGGGUGGCGCUUUACAAAAACAACGUGCCUGCUACCUACACCUAUGAUGAAUACAAAAAAGGCUACUUGGACCAAGCUUCAGGUAGCGCGGUGCUUGAACUCAAAGAAAACGACCAGGUCUGGAUCCAGAUGCCAUCAGAUCAAGCCAAUGGUCUUUAUUCCACUGAAUACAUCCAUUCUUCAUUUUCGGGAUUCCUUCUGUGCCCCACAUAACGGCUAUUGGGCACGCCUUCUUCAUCCACGUUAGCCAUAAACUUGUUCUUUUAAACUAUUAAAAAUACAAAAGUCGCUGGGAAGAUGGCACAAAUCGGUAGUUUGGGACCGUUUUGACCAAACCAAGGAGUCAAUAUGGAAGAGAAAACUUGGUGGUUGUUGUACAAUGUUUGUAUUCAGAAUUACCCUAGUGACUGCACAUCGAGUACAGAUGAGAACUUGGGGAUUAGCUGCCAAACCAUUCUCUUAGGCCACACAGAAGGCAUUUGAUAGACAGCAGUGUGCAGGAGGACUACAGCCUACAACAUAAAGUUGUGGAUUUCCUCCGUCACCUUAAGGCACCUUCUUCCAAAUUUAGCAUUUAUCCAUGUUCCAAAAUGUGAUUCAGUCGGUCUCUUGAGACAAAAAUGAAGACACAUUGUCAAAGUGUGGAUUGCUUUGCAUAAGCACCUUUGUACACAAGGCUCAGCACAUCUUUAGAGCAGUUAUAUGGAAAAGGGGAUGGAGUUGAUUCCCCUUUAAAAAAACAAAAAACAAAAACGACUGCACUACUCAAACAGCAAGUUGUCCAUUAUCUGAAAUUCUGCAGUCGGAAACAUAAGGUUCCACCAAUGCUGUUGACAAUCCCGGUGUUGAGGCACUGCAGGUAUCGCUCCAGUUGCUACUAGCUUGACUUGAGAAAGAUUGAACUGUUGACACCGUCGAAGUACCAGCGCAUAGAUCGUUUGAUCCAAGAUGUCUACACUUUCUUGUUGAGGGAAAUGGGGCAACCCAUCGCCCGUUCAAUUUUUAAUUUAAAAAAACCAGGAGGCCGCCGCACAUUUCCAUUCAAUACUUUUUUACAACAGUGCUAUUAAUGUUAGCUACUUUAAAAGUUAUUCAGUAUAGUGCAAUAUCUAUUUUAAAAGGUGGAAAGUGUUGUGUGCAAGGAUUUCAAUGACUUAACGAACAUUUUCGUUGUCUGGUGCAUUUUUUACCACUUUGUAUCAAUAAUGCUUGAAAUGUCCCUUAUUGUAUUCCAGGUCAUAAGGCUGUUCACAGCUUCUGGACGUCUUAGUCUACUAGAAUCACUCAAACCCUUUGGGCCUGUAAAAUAGGUGAUAAUACAUAAUCCUAAAUCCUAAAUUGUCUAAUCCAGGAGAAACAAUAUGCUUAGAAUCACUUUCUGUAUAGGCCUUGUAUGAAGAAAACAAAAGGAAUUACUUUUGCCCAGGGUUUUUCCAAGUGCCUGAGACACCAACAGUAUAGUUCAAGGAGCUUAGUAUACUUUGCCAGGUUUAUUUUAGAUAGAAAUAUUUAAACAUUCAAAAUACCAUCAAAAUGCUUUUGUGACCCAAUAUUUCGAGUGGCUUUGGAGAGAAAAAGUUGCAUUAUGGACCUUAAUAAUAUAUUAAAAGGAUAAGAAGGAUGGUGUGGGAUUGACAUGUGGGUCACCUGUAUUUCAGCCGUGUAGCCAGCUUGCUUGCUAUCUCUUUUCUUUUAACUUAAAAUGUAUUUGUCUGAUUUAGACACAACAAAAGCAUAGGCCCAAGAUAUCUGGUUCCGCCUGAUGUUUUUAAACAUUCCUUGAGAUGAGAAUGACGCCAAAGGCAUAUUCCACUUGCAAGAACAUCUUUGAUUUUGCAUUCACUCACCACAGGCUAAAAUGGCAGGAGCCAAGUCCACACAUUUUCUACGUGCCUGAUAUUGGAAGAGGGAUUCUGGGAGACUUGUGCUCUUGACUUAAGUGUAUUUUCCUGUGGAGGGGAGCAUGAAGCUUCCAAUUUUAAUGCCAAGAGAUCAAAGGAAAUGUGCUACUAUUUAACAAAGUCACACUGCCUGAAGUGGGAAAGAAUGAUGGAUAAGUGUUUUAACAGCAACAGAGAGCUGCAUAAAUCCAAGCAUUGUUCCUAGGUAUCUUGUACACAAUUUAUUUAUACUGGUUUCUUAUGAUGAGAUAACCUUUUUUCCCUUUGUAGAUUUAUCACUUGUGUUUUCUGGCUGGUAAGACAGAAAACACACGUACACAUUUAUCUCCAAGCUCAGAGAUAUUAAAGCGUUCCAUUCCCACAGGGAAGGUUUUGCAGCCUCAUUAUUCCCUUCCCAUACAGAACUGCAUAUAUACAAUUUUAAAAAAUUAUUAACAUAUCAAAUAUGCUGUCAUUAUGAAAAAGGCGAUGACAAUGGGACGGAGAAGCUGAUAAGCAAGUUAAGGAUGGUAGCUUAAUUUUAUUGACGUGUUCAGUGCCUACUCUUUGUCUGUGACAAAAGCUGGGUUUUCAUGUUGGGAAAAAAAGCAUGUGGGAACUGGGUUUCAGUCAGUAGAAAGAACAGGUCUGGAGACUUGUUUUAAUUACGCAUUGUCAUAUGCAUUUUAUAUAUACCAUUUCUCUUUUUUAAAAGAAAAGAAAAGUUUGCCUCUAGUAUUUUCAUUUCUAACCUAGUAUAUAGAGGAUGUUUAGUUUUGUAAAUACUUAUGUUACAUGCACUGUUUCAUAGUAAAUUUGUUUUUUAAAUGCACUCCUGUUUUGUGAUCAAAAACUGGCCUUCACUUCUGAACUGAAACUACAGUACUUGAUUGUAUUGAACCAACAUCAAUAAAUCUUAUUUCACAAAGAGA